This is a messenger RNA of Mytilinidion resinicola, 641 nucleotides long. RefSeq lists its product as uncharacterized. Lineage: Eukaryota; Fungi; Ascomycota; Dothideomycetes; Mytilinidiales; Mytilinidiaceae. The record is from RefSeq and is a predicted model, not a curated record. The transcript is spliced from 4 exons. Bases 128 to 553 code for a protein of 141 amino acids.
GGAUGUGCAAACUUCAACAGCGCCUUGAAGACGCCCCCCUUUCAGCAAAGUUGGUGUCGUCUCUCAGAGAUCUACGCGCAGCCUAUCAAAACAAGCCACCCACCAACUCCAUUUACCUACACUACCCAUGCCAUCGCAUCUCCAGCAGUUCCUAAUACAUAUUGAUAAGGGACUGGAAGAGUGGGAGGCGCAACAUGCGAAAGAAUAUACUGCUACAAAUGUGCGCCCAACUACCCUACUGAAGUGUCCUGCGGAGGGGCAGCUAUCUGUCCUACAAGGUCAGAUAGCAAGUGAUCUGAUGAGGCAAUUUCCAGAUCUCUUGCAGCGCUGGGGAAUUUUCCAAGCGGUUCCACCUGGAUCAGACAUAACCAACAAAAGUGAUCAGAUAGUUAUCCCCAUUCGAAUCACGAAGCCUAGCGUAUACAUAACCCAAACCAAAGAAUCCCCAGAUCGCAAAAGUAUCUCUUUGGACUAUGCUAUCUUCUGCGCCGCUGGGCAGUCAGCAUUUAUCAGCGACGGCGUGAGCUUUGUAGCGUGGAUGCGGAGAGACUAGUCGGUUCGUUGGAGGGGAAUAUCGGAGAGUAGGGUCCAGGAGCGGAUUGGGUUCGUCGCGCCGUCCUCUCGUUUCCUUUUUUCAUUAU